AUGGCGUCGGAUGGUACAUUUAGCGACGAACUUAUUCAACAUUUCAUCACCACCACUACCAUCGUUUUCUUCUUCUUCCUUCUGCUCUUCAUACUUAAGAAACUAAUGCUACUCCCCAACCCAACUCGUCCCAAUCUCUGCCGUCUUCCGCCGAGCCCGCCGGCGCUGCCGAUCAUCGGCCACAUUCAUUUCCUCCUAAAAACCCCAUCACUCCACCUCCACAAAUGCUUCCACGCUCUCAGCUCCGAAUACGGCCCACUAAUCCACCUCAAGUUCGGCUCCUACCCUUUCGUCCUCGUCUCGUCGGCGACCCUCGCCGCCGAGAUAUUCAAAACUCACGACCUCAAUUUCUCUUCCCGCCCUGACUCCCCACUGGAAGGCCGCCUCUUGUUCGGCGACUCCGGGUUCGUCACGGCGCCUUACGGCGAUUACUGGCGGUUCAUGAAGAAGCUCUGCGUCACCGAAUUGCUCUCCCCUCGCCAGCUAGACCGAUCGAGGUUCCUGAGAAGGGAAGAACUGGUCCGGUUCUUGACGAAGCUGACGGAAAAGGGGUUGAAAAGGGAAGCAGUGGGCGUGGGAGGGGAGUUGAUGACGCUGACUAACAACACGACCUGCAGGAUGGCGAUGAGCGCCAGGUGUUCGACGGAAAGCGGCAACGAAGCAGAGAGGUGCAGAGCUUUGAUCAAGGAGUCUCUGGAGCUGACCGCCAAAAUGGCUCUCGCUAAUCUGCUUGGACCUUUGAAGAAGUUGGGACAUCUGGCGCUCAGAAAGCAGGCUAGGGAUGUUCCUGCGCGGUACGAUGAGUUGCUGGAGGGGAUUUUGAAAGAGCACGAGGAAAGAAGAGCUGCUGACCACGAUUAUGGUAAUGGCGGCAGAGAAGCUUGUGAUCUGAUGGAUGUUCUCCUGGAAGUGUCCAAGAAUGCAAAUGCGGAGAUGAAAAUCACCAGGGGACAAAUCAAAGCAUUCUUCUUGGAUUUAUUCAUUGCAGGCACCAGCACGACUGCAGACGCAAUGGAGUGGACGAUGGCAGAGCUUAUCAACCAUCCCGACGCAUUCAGGAGAAUUCGAGAAGAGAUCAACCAGCAAGUUGGAAGCAGGCUAGUGGAAGAGGGAGACAUUCCAGGUCUUCAUUAUUUGGAAGCCGUUGUCAAAGAAACGUUGAGGCUACAUCCUCCAGCAAUCCUAGCACCAAGGGCGAGCCACGAGGCGUGCAGGAUUGGAGGGUUCGACAUACCGAAAGGUGUAGCUGUGGCUAUCAACAUAUUCUCCAUAAUGAGAGAUCCAGAGAUGUGGAUCAAUCCCGACGAGUUCCGUCCCGAGAGGUUCGUUGAACAGGACGGUUGUCUGAGGGGAGGAGGGAUUAAUGGGUUUGUUCCAUUUGGUGGGGGGAGGAGAAAGUGCCCCGGGUCGAACAUGGCGUUUGCUUUGAUAUGCCCUACAAUUGCAGCUAUGGUUCAGUGCUUUGAUUGGGAGCUUGCAGAUGGGGAAGAAAUGUGCAAUGGAGUAGGUGGCGAGCCACCAGCAACACUCGCAGAGUUCACUCUCGACGACCUCAAUUUCUACGACGUCAGCGUCGUUGAUGGAUUCAACAUCCCGGUAUCAAUAUAUCCGUCUGGUGGGACGGGAGACUGCAAGAAAGUGGAGUGCUUUUCGGACUUGAACAUGAGUUGUCCGCAGGAAUUGCAGGUGGUGGAUGAUGGAGGACGGGUUGUAGCUUGUAAAAGUGCUUGCACUGCGUACCAUACUCCCGAGUACUGUUGCACUGGGGAGUAUGGAAACCCUCAGAGUUGCAAGCCGACCAGCUUCUCGAAGAUUUUCAAAGCUGCUUGCCCUAGUUAUUAUAGCUAUGCUUAUGAUGAUGCUACCAGCACUUUCACUUGUAGAGGUGCUACUGGUUAUUUGAUCAGAUUUUGUUGA
Messenger RNA from Linum tenue, 1917 nucleotides. Lineage: Eukaryota; Viridiplantae; Streptophyta; Magnoliopsida; Malpighiales; Linaceae. The record is from the annotation of a GenBank genome assembly.